Molecule: messenger RNA, 666 nt
Organism: Trichomonas vaginalis G3
Lineage: Eukaryota; Parabasalia; Trichomonadida; Trichomonadidae
Exons: 1
Coding region: 1-666 (221 amino acids)
Source: RefSeq, a predicted model, not a curated record
AUGACAGAAUGUCCGAAUUUUUUUCGUGGAAAGAAGAACAUGUUUAAAACGGACAUGGAAGUCUUUGUGAUUGAUGUCAAUGGAUAUGACUUACGGAGAGGCCUCAUCAAAUGUUUCGGAAAUAAUUCAUGGACGAUAUUUUACCCAGAUUCCAAGGAUGUUGAAGAUAUUGUUGAUACAAAUCGCAUUAUACCUUACAAUAAAGACAAUAAGCGCAUUUUUAAUGAUCAAGAAAAGAAGAGAAGCGAAUUACAUGAAAUUAAGGAAGCAAUAUAUCGCAAUGCGUUAUCUGCAGACACGUCUCCACAAAAGAGAAUGCUUGAAGAUGAUCUCCCGCCAAAGAAACGCAUAUACCCUAACAGCCCGACAAAGUUUUUACAUCCUUUGCCAAAUACAGCUAAUAUAGCGGAGAAUCACGUCACUGAACAACAAAAAAUCGAAAAUAAAUCUACAGUCGUCGACGUUAAUCAUGAAAUUGACAAAAAAUCGCCGAUUGACCCUUCAUCUGAUAAUACAUCAACUAAACCUGAUAUUGAGCUGCAUCAGGUUCAAACGUUGAAAGAAAGAAGUUCACGCUUAGAUUCUUUACAACCAACUUCCAUCGAAUUCAAUACAAAUUUAACAAAGAAUUCUUACACUUGGACGUUCAAGAUCAACUUCAAUUAA